UAUGUCAAGAGGAAUGAAUAGAACGCCUACGAUUAUAAGUGUUCAACCAAAGAAAGAAGAUGACAAACUUUCUUUAAAUGAUCAAAAUAUGAAAGAAUUUAUAUUGCCUGGUUUGUCAGAAUUAGCUUUCCUUCAAGAUGUAGAUUUGGUUCGUAUUGAACAGCAAAUGCCCUUUGAUUUAAAAGCUGGAUGUGGAGCUGGAAAUACUUAUAAUAUUUAUGAUAGAAAUCAUGAAAGGAUACUCUACGCUGUUGAAGAUGCAAAUUGCUUCUGUAGAUGGACAUGUGGUCCUCACAGAAUGUUUCAUAUUACUGUUUAUUUGCCGGACGAUACUCCGGUACUUCAUUUUGAUAGAUCUUGUUGCAGAUGCGACUGGUGCUGCUGCUUUAAUUGUUGCCUUUGUCAGCAUAGCUUGGAGAUAAGAGAUACUCAUGGUUGGAUUUUGGGAAGAGUAAGAGAGAGAUUUCAUAUUUUCAACUUGAAACUUACGGUUGAAGAUCCUGAAGAGGAGAUCUUUAUGCGAGUUAGAGGUAGUUGCUGCGCUUGCCGAUGUUGUACCGAUAUGCACUUUGAUAUAAUAAAUGAUACAGGAGUAAAAGAAGUAGGUUACAUCAGUAAAAAAUAUCUUGCAAAAGAAGUAAAGGAAGGAAAGAGAAGGAUAAACGUCAGUCAUGAAUAUUGCGAGAUGUAUAUCCAUGAGGAGACCUCUUCAAAGAAUAUUCACACAAGGUUAAAAAGCUAUUUUGGAGAUGAAACUCUGAGUGAAGCUUCAAUAAGAAGGUGGGCUAUCAAAAUAAAAAAAGCAAGAAAAAAUCUUGAAGACUUGCCAAGAUCUGGUCGUCCAAAGACAGCUCUAACAGAUCAAAAUAAAGAAGCAGUUGACAGGCUUAUCAGGGAAGAUCAAACCACAUCUCAGAGAGCAAUUGCCAAAAAUUUGGAUAAUGGUCAAGAGGCUGUUGGGAAGAUGAUUAAGGAGCUGGGGUACAGAAAAAUUUGUGGUAAAUGGAUCCCCUAUAAUAAUCUUAAUCAGGAUCAAAAAGAGGUAAGGGUGAGUCAUUGCAUGGAACUACUUGAUAGACACAUGGCAAAAAAAGAAUCAUUUUUGAAAAAAAUAGUAAUUGGAGAUGAAUCUGAGGUUUAUCUCCAUGAUCCUGAAUCAAAGAGGGCUUCCCUAACCUACAAACAUACAUCAUCUCCACCUGAAAAAAAGCUAAAAAUGACUAAAUCAGUUGAAAAACUGAUGUGUACAGUUUUCAGGGACUGUUCAGGAUUAAUCCAUCUUGAAUUUAUGGAUUACUGUGAAACAAUCAACCCAAUAGCCUAA
Dimorphilus gyrociliatus is the source of this 1324-nucleotide messenger RNA. The record is from the annotation of a GenBank genome assembly. Lineage: Eukaryota; Metazoa; Annelida; Polychaeta; Dinophilidae.